AUGUUCAAAUUGACAAUUUUCGCCAGCUGUCUGGUGGCAGUAGCUAUUUGUUCCCAAGUGGCUGCAAGUGGUUGGAACUCUGGCGGUCACGGAGGAAGCUAUGGUGGUGGCUAUGGAGGUGGCCAUGGUGCCGUGAUAAUUUCAUCUAACAAGGGUUGGCCAUCGUCCGGAGGAUGGAACCAGGGUGGAGCAGGCUGGAGCCAAGGUGGAUCCGGAUGGAGCAAGGGAGGAUCUGGUUGGAAUCAAGGAGGCUCAGGAGGUGGAUGGUCCAAUGGUGGGGGUUACGCCAAGUCGUACAAUCAUGUCAACACUGUGAGCAAUGCAUGGCCAUCAACUGGAUCUUCUGGUUGGUCAUCUGGUGCAUCUUCCUGGCCAUCAAGUGGUGCAGGAUGGUCUGGAAAUACAGGUGGAUGGAGCAAUGGUGGAAGCACUGGUUGGCCAAGUUCCUCGGGUGGCAGCCAUGGAUGGACUGGAGCCGGAAAUGGAUUGAGCUCGGGAGGAGGAUAUAACAGCGGAAAUGGCUGGUCGACUGGAGGUUAUGGUGGAGGAAACGGCUGGUCGACUGGUGGAAGCAUUGGAGGACAUUCUGCUGGAUGGAGUAACGGUGGAUCUGGUAUAUGGAAGAGCUGGUAA
Molecule: messenger RNA, 633 nt
Organism: Ochlerotatus camptorhynchus
Lineage: Eukaryota; Metazoa; Arthropoda; Insecta; Diptera; Culicidae
Product: keratin, type I cytoskeletal 9-like
Exons: 3
Coding region: 1-633 (210 amino acids)
Source: RefSeq, a predicted model, not a curated record